AUGUCUGAACACCUAAACCGUAAAGCGCUUAAAAAACGUAAAAGCAAAGAGAAUGAAACCCUGAUCAAUGUCAAAAACAUCUUACCCUUUGUUUCCUUGAAUCUCAAUAAAGAUACAUCACAACUGCUUUGUGGCAGUGGUAGUGAUGACAAUUUUUCACAUAAUGAAGUUGAACAAACAAUGAAAUCACUCUUACAAAAGUAUUGGGAGAGACCUAAUGAACUUGAAAAUAUUUUGCUUCAUCAGCUUUACUUAAAAUAUAGGUUUUACAAUAGUGGUUGGAGCAUAUACAAAAAUGAAAAUAUCAUACACAUUUGGCCACAACCUUCACCCGAAUGUAAUGGUUCUUACUGGGAAGAUUUUUGCUAUAUAAAAGUUCUUCUUCACCAACACAUUAUGAAAAUUGAUAAUGAUCUCACAGAUUUAUUAGAUUCCUCUGUGAAUAAUGUAGAAGCUGAAUUUAGUAAUAAGAAUGAUGACCAGCUAGAUGAUGAGGAAUAUGAGAAUGAAAUAUAA
Molecule: messenger RNA, 516 nt
Organism: Racocetra persica
Lineage: Eukaryota; Fungi; Glomeromycota; Glomeromycetes; Diversisporales; Gigasporaceae
Source: the annotation of a GenBank genome assembly